Molecule: messenger RNA, 2643 nt
Organism: Mirounga angustirostris (Northern elephant seal)
Lineage: Eukaryota; Metazoa; Chordata; Mammalia; Carnivora; Phocidae
Gene: TPPP2
Product: tubulin polymerization promoting protein family member 2
Exons: 3
Coding region: 1606-2121 (171 amino acids)
Biological process (GO): microtubule polymerization; microtubule bundle formation; positive regulation of protein polymerization
Cellular component (GO): microtubule
Molecular function (GO): tubulin binding
Source: RefSeq, a predicted model, not a curated record
AGCACAAGUGGGCAGAGAGGCAGGCAGAGAGAAAGGGAGAAGCAGGCUCUCCUCUGAGCAGGGAGCCCGACAUGGGGCUCGAUCCCAGGACCCCGUGGGAUCAUGACCUGAGCCGAAAGCAGACGCUCAACCGACUGAGCCACCCAGGCACCCCUUGAGCAGGAUUAAGGGAUAAAAAAUCGUUUUGUGAAAAUUAAUCUGAUGGGUGGGUGAUAAAGAUGGAUUAUGGGGGGGAACAUUCCAUUUAGGAGAGAGAUUCUUUCGUUCGUUCUUUCUUUUAAAGAUUUAUUUAUUUUAGGGGGAGGGGCAGACGGAGAGAGAAUCUUCAGCAGACUCCCCACGGAGUGAGGGGCCCGACGACAGGCAGGCUCAAUCUCACAACCCUGAGAUCAGGACCUGACCUGGUAUCAAAAGUCAGACACUCAAAUCAACUGACUAAGCUAUCCAGGUGCGCCUAGGAGAGAGAUCCUUUAGAAGCCAGGAAAAUCAACUAGAUAGGAGAUGACAAGGACUUGAGUAACUGUGGGAGCAAUAGGAAUGGAAAGAAAGGGUUUGUUAGACAAGAAAGUGACAUUCAUAGGAAUUGGUGACUGAUUAGAAGGGAAGGGGAGGGAAGUCACCAACCUAGUUGCCCUGUUUAGUUCAUCCAUCUAUAUGGCUUCUGACCAGAGAACAGGCCAAAGAGAAACCCCUAAGGAACAUCCCUGACCUCCACAGAAACUUACAUGGAAUAUUUUCAGAGUCUGAGACUCACCCUCACCCUGACCUCGCUCACCUUGACCCACCCAGAUCUGUUAUACUCCAAGGCCUGUGCUCUUUCCAUGUUGGGCCCAACAUUGGAAACCAUUUAAAGUUCUCACUGAGGUUGGUCUGCCAAAGCCACUGGGAUUCUCCAUGUCGGUCACUAUCUUGGGCUUGAGACUAAAAAGGAGGGCACUGUUGGGCUGAUGCCAGACUGUUUUCAUUAACCCCUUCCCUGGGCUCCUCUCAGCUUUGGGAGGCAGAGCAUAAACCAAUUUGACCAGGACCCAGAAGACUGGGUCAGGCUGGGCUGGAAUGAUGAGGGAGAGCUUGAUCAACUGGAGAGAUCGGAAGGUUGGCAACUUGCUCAAUGUAGCAUGCAAAGUGGGGAAGUGAAAGGACUCUACUCCCAAGACUAGGGUUGUAGCUGGGGCUGGAGGUGAUGUCACAUAAACACUGCUGAGGUCAUAGAAGCUUCCCUCUCCUCCCCUGUCUGUUUCCCUAUUGCCACACAGUCUCUCCGCUCAGCUGGCUCCCACAUACCUGCACACACAUAAACAAAGGCUGGGAAGGGUCAGACACCAUUCGGGUACUCUUAGGUGCACAAAAGUGGUGGGGAAGUGGGUGGUAGUGUGAUUAUUCAGUAUGUAGGAUCCACACUAGUACCCCAAUGCUAGAAACAGUAGGUGGGAUGGGAGUGAGGGGGGAAAAGGAAAGAGAGGGACAGGGAAGAGGGGCUUUGUUCCUAUUACUGAUCCUGAUUUUAUCUUAACCCCCAUCUUUAUUACUCCUCAGUCCUCCCAUCCCCUCCUCCUUCACCCCCAAGUCUCCCCCCGUGCUGUCCUCCCCUACCUCCAGUUGAUCAUGGCAUCAGAAGCAGGGAAAACUUUCCAGAGGUUUGCUGUCUUUGGAGAAUCAUCGAGCAGUGCCACUGAAAUGAACAACAAAAACUUCUCCAAGCUAUGCAAAGACUGUGGCAUCAUGGAUGGCAAGACAGUCACCUCCACUGAUGUGGACAUCAUAUUCAGCAAAGUCAAGGCCAAGAAUGCCCGAACCAUCACAUUUCAGCAGUUCCAGGAGGCAAUGAAGGAACUGGGCCAGAAACGAUUCAAGGACAAGAACCCAGAUGAAGCUCUGGAGAACAUUUAUAAACUCAUGGAAGGCAAGGAUCCAGCUACCACUGGUGUUACUAAAGCAACGACAGUGGGUGGGGUGAGCCGGCUGACGGACACCAGCAAGUACACGGGCACGCACAAGGAGCGCUUUGAUGAGAGUGGCAAGGGCAAAGGCAUCACAGGACGGGAAGAGACAACUGACAACUCAGGCUACGUGAGUGGCUACAAGGGUGCUGGCACCUAUGACAAGAAGAGCAGCAAAUAAGAAGUAGCCUCAACAACUAGGGUCAAUUAGUCCUCAGCCUGGCAUCGUAAACACCAGGGAGCAUAGGGAACAAUAAACAUCUGUGUGUACAGCAGCCAAUGAGCCCUGUCUUCCGUCAGGAUGAGGGAUAGAUGGGCCCCCCAGUGCAGAGAGAAGAGAGAGCCCGAGGAGUCAGGGUUUCCAGUUCCGCACCCUUUCUCUACUUAGCCUCAUGCCUCCCAGCCAGAAGUUAGCAUUCCCUUCAACAACUGGUUCUAAGAACAGAGCUGAGGAAUAUAUUUGGGGGUAAGAGACAAACCAGAUGUGGAGGCGAAAGUAUUGCUCCUUUGCAUUCAUACGUUACUGGUAUCCACCAAUCUUAUCUCCCAGAGGAGAGUAGCAAUUCCUGAUUUGACAUAGUAUGACCCAGACACCACCAACUAGAUGCUUCCCUGUCCCUCUACCUUCCUCAUCUGUUGUAGUCCAGGUUUUGUUGGAGAAAUAGAAACCAGCUAGAAUGGGCCAAGGACUUACUCGGCUUGA